AAGGUAAUUAUUACAGUUGUUAUGAAUAUAAAGGUCAAUUAUACCUUGGUAUAUCUGUAAAUCUUCAUACUUUAACCAUGAACUUAUCUUGUAUCUGUACAGAGCAGCCAGAACCUGAACCAGAAGAAGCCCCUGCUGAGGAAGAGGCCACAGAUGAGACGAAACCAAAGCCAAAGUUCAUGCCUAACAUCACCGCUCCAAAGAUUCCUGAAGGAGAUAAGGUGGACUUUGAUGACAUCCACAGGAAGCGUCAGGAGAAGGAUUUAACAGAGCUGCAGUCUCUCAUUGAAGCUCAUUUCAUUCAGAGGAAGAGAGAUGAAGAGGAGCUGAUCGCUCUGGUCAACAGAAUUGAGAAGCGUCGUGCAGAGAGAGCAGAGCAGCAGAGAAUCCGUGCAGAGAAGGAAAAGGAGAGACAAGCUCGUCUGGCCGAAGAAAAGGAGAGGAGAGAGCAAGAGGAACAGAGGAAGAAACAUGAUGAGGAUGCUAAGAAAAAGAAAGCUCUUACCAACAUGACACACACGUAUGGAGGAAUCCAGCAGAAGGGCGAGGGUCGUAAAGGAGCAAAGAAACAGACGGAAAGAGAGAAGAAGAAGAAGAUCCUGACUGAUAGGAGGAAGCCACUUAACAUUGACCAUCUGUCUGAAGAUAAACUCAAAGAGAAGGCCAACGAGCUGUGGCAGUGGAUGAUGCAACUGGAGGCCGAGAAGUUCGACCUCGGCGAGAAACUGAAGAGACAGAAAUAUGACAUUACUCAGCUUCUGGCUAGAGUCAAGGAUCAUCAGAGUGCCAAGGGCCGUGGCAAGGGCAAGGUUGGUGGCAGGCUGAGGUAAACAUGACACAGACCAAGAUGGCCCAGAAAUCAAGAAGACAUUGUCACAUGAUCAACAUAUGCAGUUGUAGUCAUUAUAAAAUUGCUAUUAUGUUUGACUGCACAUGUAGAGAUGGUAAAGUGAAAUGUUUUGCUUUUGCCUUGUUGUUUUUCUGCCUUUUUGUCUUGGACACACAUGAAUUCUGCAGUUAUCACUUAAUAUCAUGUAUAUUAAAAGAUUCAAACCAUC
Messenger RNA from Xyrauchen texanus (razorback sucker), 1058 nucleotides. RefSeq names its product troponin T, cardiac muscle isoforms-like. Gene Ontology annotation, molecular function: tropomyosin binding; troponin I binding; troponin C binding. Gene Ontology annotation, biological process: sarcomere organization; cardiac muscle contraction; regulation of muscle contraction. The record is from RefSeq and is a predicted model, not a curated record. The transcript is spliced from 11 exons. Lineage: Eukaryota; Metazoa; Chordata; Actinopteri; Cypriniformes; Catostomidae. Gene Ontology annotation, cellular component: troponin complex. Bases 78 to 830 code for a protein of 250 amino acids.